CUCCACAAAUUCAGAGGAUAAUCCAUUUGGGUACUACAUUGACUGUGGAGGCAAAUUAUGCUGAUUUGAACAUCAAACAUGGAUUCCAAACAAGUCUGUGCUGUUCUGCUGUUACUAUCUGUAACUCUGGUCCAUGGAACAGGAUACAAUAGAUAUGCCUUUGUAAGGAAAAAUGUAAAAAGUCACGGAGAUUACAAUGUAAAAGCAUAUGAAUCUCAGAACUCUGAAGAUGAGGGAUAUGAAGACAAUGAUGAAAGCAGAGAUGUAGGAGGAGAACGUGGCCCACCAGGUCCUCCUGGGCCACGGGGCCCACCAGGACCACCUGGGAAAACAGGCAUUGGAAUGGCAGGCGCCCCUGGAAAGCCUGGAAUGCCAGGAGCACCAGGAAUGCCAGGAAUGGGAAAACCAGGAAUGCCAGGAGCUCCGGGAAAGUCAGGUGAAAGAGGAGCUCCAGGAUCAAAAGGCGAUAGAGGAUCACAAGGGAUGCCAGGACCUAAAGGCAAUCCAGGAGCACCAGGAUAUCCCGGGCCAGCAGGACUGGCUACUGUUGGCAAACCAGGUCCACAGGGGGCACCAGGUGCCACAGGGGCACCAGGUCAACCCGGAGAAAAAGGAAUGCCAGGGCAUAUGGGUCUUCCUGGACCAAAAGGGGAAAAGGGAAUAGGACUUCCAGGGCACCCUGGUGGCAGAGGGGCAACAGGACCACAGGGGCCUGCAGGACCGCCUGGACCAGCAGGAUUAGGAAGUGCUGGAGCCCCUGGCCGUCCGGGUCCACCUGGUGAGAAAGGUGCAACGGGCGCUCCAGGUGAACCAGGAUAUCCAGGUGCACCAGGCCAAAAAGGACCGCCAGGAAAUCCCGGUCUUCCAGGACGUGGAAAACCAGGAGCACCAGGUGAACCAGGGGCACCUGGGGCUCCCGGAAGCAAGGGUAAUCCUGGUCCACAGGGUUUACCUGGUGCACCUGGAUUGCCAGGUUUCGGAAAACCAGGUGUACCCGGACUCAAAGGAGAACCUGGUCCCAUGGGCCCUGUUGGUUACCCAGGAGAGAAAGGAGAGGCAGGAGCAACUGGGGCACCUGGAGAACGUGGACCUGUUGGGCCAAUAGGUUCUCCUGGACCACAGGGUGCCAGGGGCUCACCAGGUGCUAAUGGUGCACCAGGAGAGAAAGGGCAACCAGGUCCAGCUGGCACUCGUGGAUACCCAGGGCUAAAGGGUGAAGCAGGCCCUGGCGGUGCCCCAGGUAAAUCAGGAGCUCCAGGAAUACCAGGUAGACCAGGUCAAGCAGGACCACAAGGACCAACUGGUGCAAAAGGUAGUAUGGGAGCUCCUGGCUCACCAGGUAAAGGAGGAAGUCCUGGUCCCCCAGGCCGUCAAGGACCACCAGGCUAUCCUGGUGAAGCCGGAUCAAGAGGAAGUGCAGGACCACCUGGUCCAAGAGGUCCACCUGGCCCUCAAGGUUCUCAAGGGUUUUCAGGGGAAAAGGGAGAUCCAGGCCCUCCUGGUCCACCAGGUCCUCCUGGAAAUUAUUAUGGGAAAAUGGCAAGUGGCUCACCAGGUGCACCAGGGCUGAAAGGGCCACCUGGACCUCCAGGCCAACCAGGCCUCCCUGGACCACCAGGCCCACCAGCAGAAGUGAUCAUGUCCCCAGGCAAAUACGAUUAUAGUGGCUACAUCAAGUCAGGAGAACCUUCAGCUGGGUUACUCAGUCCAUAUCCAGCUUUUACAGCCAUUCUUUCCCAUUCGUAUUAUCCAGCUGGACAAUCUAUAGCAUUUGAUAAAAUACUGACCAAUUCAAAUAAUAACUACGAUCCAUCAACUGGUAUUUUCACAUGCGAAAUAUCUGGAAUCUAUCAAUUUAAUUAUCAAAUACAAGUUAAGGGAGCAAACGUUUGGGUUGGAUUAUACAAAAAUGACGAGGCAGUGAUGUACUCUUACGAUGAUUACACGGAAGGUUAUGUUGAUCAGAUCUCAGGUAGUGUCACAUUAUACCUACAUGAGAAUGACCAGAUCUAUGUACAGUUACCCACGGAAGAGUCUAAUGGCUUGUAUUCUUCUGACCUCAUGUAUUCAUCAUUCUCAGGGUUUCUAAUUGUCCAUUCAUGA
Molecule: messenger RNA, 2103 nt
Organism: Stegostoma tigrinum
Lineage: Eukaryota; Metazoa; Chordata; Chondrichthyes; Orectolobiformes; Stegostomatidae
Product: collagen alpha-1(X) chain-like
Exons: 4
Coding region: 79-2103 (674 amino acids)
Cellular component (GO): basement membrane
Molecular function (GO): protein binding
Source: RefSeq, a predicted model, not a curated record